Messenger RNA from Penicillium waksmanii, 393 nucleotides. RefSeq lists its product as uncharacterized. Gene Ontology annotation, cellular component: membrane. The record is from RefSeq and is a predicted model, not a curated record. Lineage: Eukaryota; Fungi; Ascomycota; Eurotiomycetes; Eurotiales; Aspergillaceae. Gene Ontology annotation, molecular function: carbohydrate:proton symporter activity. The coding region runs from base 1 to 393 and encodes 130 amino acids. The transcript has 2 exons. Gene Ontology annotation, biological process: transmembrane transport; carbohydrate transport.
AUGGCUCGGUUCGGGUCGCAGACCAGUACCUACAACAGGCUGGUGACCAUCUUUGUUGCCAUUGGGUCUAUGACCUACGGUUAUUGUGCUUCAAUCAUCUCCAGUACGAUCGGUCAGCCAGGGUGGUAUACCUAUUUCAACCUUCCCGCAGAAGGAAAGCCUGGAUAUGACACGAUCACGACUCCCGUCAUCUCAACUGCAAAUGGUGUUUUCAGCGCUGGUGGUGCUGUUGGUACACUGUUCAUUAUGUGGUCCAGUGAUUUCUUCGGUCGCAAAGCGAACAUUCAGUUUGGUGCUUUCUUCUCGAUGUUCGGAGGUGCACUGCAGGGUGGUGCCAACUCAAUUGAGUAUGAAAAACACCUAAGCCUCUACUUGAAUGCUACCAGCCACUAA